Molecule: messenger RNA, 633 nt
Organism: Penicillium alfredii
Lineage: Eukaryota; Fungi; Ascomycota; Eurotiomycetes; Eurotiales; Aspergillaceae
Product: NAD(P)-binding protein
Exons: 4
Molecular function (GO): oxidoreductase activity, acting on the CH-OH group of donors, NAD or NADP as acceptor
Source: RefSeq, a predicted model, not a curated record
GGCAGUGGCUUCAUCGCUGCCCAUGUGCUUGAAACCCUCCUCUCGCGUGGCCACUCUGUCGUCACGACUGUUAGUUCGCAGCAAGAGGCCGAAGCCACUCUCCAGGCUCAUGGGCAGCUGCCCAGGGAUCGUUUGGACUGUGUUAUUGUCGAGGAUAUAGCUAAGCCUAAUGCCAUCAUGGGAACAACAGGUAUCCUGAAGUCGGUUCAACAGCGUGCCCCAACGGUCAAACGGGUCGUGGUGACCUCUUCAUUCGCCGCAAUCAACAAUGUCUACGCCAAAACAGCAGGGAAAGUAUACUCGGAAGAACGAGUUGCAUGGGAGUUUGUCGAGAAAAAAAUGCUCUCCUUCACCCUUUCAGUGAUCAACCCGCCUCUCCGCAUUCGCGACCUCAUUACCGCUGUGGCCAAGGAGCGCUGUCCGCUGACCGGCAACUACGGCUACGUCGUGCUGGCACAUGUGCUCGCGGUGGAGAAAGAAGAAGCAGGCGGCAAGCGGUUUUUCGCGGUGUCGAGCCACUUCUCCGACAAGACCAUCGCCGACAUCAUCGGCCAAGAAUUCCCCCAAUUUCGGGAUCGACCGCCGACGGGCGAUACCUUGGCUUCGGGUGAUUACCCGGCGGACGGAGUGUAG